GAAAAAAGAGUGGCACUGGAGCCCGAUGACUGAUGACCCACGAAAUACACCCCCAUGCUACCCUGAAAGUUGGAGUACAGGAACUGGGAAUAUUCUGGAGGAAGGGUCAGGGACACAGACUGAACAGUGUUCUACCUUUUUUUUCCUGAGGCACACUUUAGUGUUUAAACUCUUCUGAGCCCCCCCCCCCCCCCCCCCCGGCUUUUCUUUGACAAUGGAACCCACUCACAUCUGCACUAACCAAAACAUUUCUCCUGGAGCCAGACGAUUUCUUUCAUCACAGGAGCCCUAAAGAUAUGUGGAGACACACUCCUCUAAGUGUGUCCUUGUGUGUUUGUGUGUAUGUGUGUGUGUGUGUAUGUGCCUGUGCAUGCUGGGACAAGUGUGUAAAAGGAUGUGGGUUAAUCUUCAGAAGGUGAACAGCCGAUGUUUGAUAGCUAAUCCCUUGUCAGGCCCCAUUAGUUGUCACACAUUGCUAAUUGAGCAAAUCCAACAGGCGCAAGCUGUGUAGCUAAAGCACAUGCUCAGACUCUUUAUGAUACCCCGAAAUGUACAUGUGCAUUUAAAGUAUGAUACAAGCUGUCAGGACGUAAUUCACUAAACAAAAUGACAUUUCUGUUUAUGCUCUGUAACACAGAAACUGCAGCUUGAACAACAGCUGACUGGACACUCUGACUGUUGAGCUUCACUUGCAUGACAAAAUGUUUAUGAAGGUCAAGUGUCUUUGUACCAGACAAAUCUCUUAAAUUCACUUGUGACCCCAGUCUCUAACCUCACUGCCAGGUUCUUGCUAUCUCUAAUCUGAUUGGCUCAGUCUUUGUUCCUGACCAGGUAAGCCCCACCCCCCGGCUUUAGCCUCUGAGCUGACGUUUAUCCCAGGAUACACACCAUAAGCUGCUGUCUGCUUUUUAAUGUGUAUGGGGAGGGGGGUCAAUGUGUGCAUUAUUGUGUGUGGGUGUGUGAGGCCAGUGUUAUCUGUUGUUGUUGUCACUUUGUUUAUUCCUAAAAGCUUCAGCGUGGCUUUUUGAGUGGUUUUUUUUUUCGGUGGUUUUUUGUUUGAGAAUCAGAGAUGCUGCUUCCAUCACAAGUCAGGAGGAUAUGGAGACUGACAGACGUGCUGCAGAGGAUUUGACAACAACAGACAGAACUAGUUCCUGAGGCCUGACCGAGCCCAGGAAUGGCCCUCAAUGAACUGAAAUGGACUCUGUGUCAGGCCAAGGCUCUAGUCUGCUCACUGCUGGUCCUCCUAUGUCUGCACACAGCCACAGGAAUGUCAGGGUGGGGUGGAUGUCUGGAUGGUCAGGAUGUAUUUGCGACAAUAAGAGAAAACAGCCUUUCGGGAGAAAUUGUUGCAGAGCUCAUGGCUGACACCACAAUGGAGGAGGUACAAUGGAUCCUGGAUGGAAAGGAUGCUGAUUGGUUCUUCUUGGAUGAAAGACACAUCCGUCUGAACUCAUCAGAUGACAAGGUUCUUGACCGAGAGGCCCAGGGCCCUGUCCUAAUGGCUGAGUUGUCAUGUUAUGAGGAGGACACACUCCAGAGUGUCUACAGGAUCAUGGUGGAGAUUAUUAAUGAGAAUGAUAACUCACCUGUGUUUGCAGAAAACACUGUCCACUCUCUUAUUAUCAGUGAGCUGACUCCAGUGAAUACUGUGGUCUUUACUGUCCAGGCCACAGAUGCAGAUAACGACAAGAUCAUUUACUCCAUUGACCAAACAUCACCUGAUGCAGAGUACUUCAAGGUUGAGCUCCCAAACAGUGGAGAGGUGAUCCUGGGCAAGCCUCUAGACUAUGAGACCAAAACUCAGCUUACUGUCACUAUCUAUGCCUCGGAAAUGAGCACUGCUGAGCGCUUCAACACUAGCACCAACAUCACCAUCACCAUCCUGGAUGGAGAUGACCAGUACCCACAGUUCCUGCCCUGCAUGCUGCUUCUCCAAGAUGAGACCAGUCGCAUCUGCAUCAGCCCCAUGUACACAGUCAACAUCACAGAGGGGGAAGAGGACAUUGUGCUGGACUUCUCUCCUGGUCCCAUUCAUGCAGUGGAUGGAGACAGAGGACUCAGCUCUCCACUAAGUUAUUCCAUUCUCUCAGGAGACGACGACGGCCGUUUCCUGAUGGAUAAAGAGACAGCGGAGGUGAAACUGACUCGGGGGGUGAGAGACAGACUCACUACUCCAGCGCUGCAUCUUCAGGUCAUGGCAUACCAGGAUGAUGACCCCAGGAAGUACUCUGUUGCUACAGUGUUGGUCCGAGUCCUGGCAGUGAACCACUUUCGUCCACAGUUUGAUAAGGCUCAAUAUCAUGGCUUUGUAACUGCUGGAAAGAGCCCCGCCUCUCUGGUCAACACCUAUGGCAGCAGAGCACUGAUGUUACAUGUACAAGACCAGGAUUUUAACCAUGGUGUCAACCCCAAGCUCUACUUCACCUUCAGUCCUACAUCCAAUUACACAGACAUCUACCAAUUCACACAUGAGGGACUUCUGAUCGCCAGGACCGAUCAUCUCAAACCAAAACAGAAACACACUCUAGAGGUAACGGCUAUAGACCAGGAGUCAGGUGAUGCCACCUUUACUACUGUAGUGGUUGAGGUGUUAUCUGAAGGACAAUCAAUCCCUCAUAGUCCACUGGGAGAUGAACGCCUGAUAAGCUGUACUGUAGGCAAAGCGCUGUUCCUGAGCGUGGUACUCAUGACUAUGCUUGGAUGUACCUUGUCUGUGGUGAUGUGGCUGAAGAAGAAACGCAAGGGAAAGAGGGACCCACUGCAGAGAGGCUGCGUUGCCCAGGGCAAACACCCCAAUGUGAGUUUACGGUGGUUCCAACUGGUGAGUCACCGCAGUGCCAUGUCACACAUGGACGAAGUACCCUUUAACAAUGAAGAGUAUGGAACCUACAAUCCGUCCUUCAGCUUCCCUGAGAAACCUGGCCUCUACACCCACCAAGACCCCCCUUCCUUCCAAGGACCCGUUCCACCUAAAACAACUGCUGCACCCGACAUAAGCUUCAUCCCCACUGAAAGUGUGUGCAUCCCUGUGGACUUCAGUAACAAUGUUUCUGCACCACCCAAAAGCUCCUCUAGUUCACCCACUGUGGAUGUAAGCCCGACACACAUAGCUCAAGAUGCUGCAUCUCCCAAAGAAAACCUUGACGCAGCACCUGCUACAUCCCUGGACCCUACUGAGGCAAUACGCAACACCAGUCCUAACCCUGAAACCCAUGUUGGCACUAGCACUCCACCUUUAACCUGUCCUGAUUCACAAACUUCGCAAACAGGCACCAGUGAUGACCCUGCUGACCCUGCCACCAGCCCCUCCUCUCAAUCCAGUGCUCCAUGCAGUGACACCCGAAUUGCUUCAGCAGAAAUAGACAAACCCUUCUGCAAACCUCGUGUGAAGACACCCCCACAUUCACCUUCACUGUCCUCCCCCCUCCCCGAGCAGACGAGCAACCCCCCACCCACCCCAGAGCAUGCACCUGUAAAAGCCAAGCUGGUACAUAUAGAUACGUCCCCCCUUGAUACACCUCCAGUCACACCAGAGCGAACAUCUAUGACUCUAAGCACAGAGGUAGACCGACCCUCCACGUCACUGGACCAAACAGACCAAUCAGAACUCCCAGGUGCAGAUGCAGGUAGUCCAUCUCAGGACAGAAGACCCUCAAUGAACUCAGGAAACACCCAGGACAGCCGCAAGGUGGGGGAUGAGGAUGCAGACAAGAACAGUGAUGAUGAGUUAGAGCCGGACGAAGAAGAGCUGCUCAGAGUGAUGGCUCGUUGCAAUCCCAUUUUUAUCACAUUUAGUAAGUAAGGACGGAUGACAGAGCAUGGAGGAGGUAAGGUGAAGGUGGAUGACAGACAGCGGAGCAAGAAAGAAACGCUACUGUCUGGUUCUGCUGUGCUGUAGGUACUGCUGAGACUUGGAAGAGGACAGAAUACUAAGAUACACAGCACAGGGGCCACAUAAGGAAAGACAUGCAUAUGUUCACACACUGUAUACUGUAUGAAAACACUUAAAAAAACACCUAACAACACACAUUAAUAUUGAUUAAUUAUAAUACACUAUGCUGUUACGUUCAUAGAAAAACAGGGAUGAGUGACCUCGAAUGCACAAGGCAUGGUUAAAAAAAAUCAAUUACUAUGUAUAAAGUAUGAUACAUUUUUCAACAAUACAGCAUAUUCAACCACGGUAACAAUUGCACAAAUUGACAUCUGUGAUGUCACAGUGGGUGUUCUUUUUCAGCUGUCAAUAGUAAAACACCUUUUAUGACAUCACGAGAGUAUGGAAUGUUCGACCAUUUGAAUUCACUGAGAAUCGUCCAGCAGCUGUGUGGUUCUGUGUAGAAUUACCCUUUCAAUAGCUGCAGGGUACUGUAUGUUCAAAACCUUUACAUAGCGUACUGCAGCGUUAAAUGUUUUAUUAUGCCUGUUCUACAAGCUGCCUCAGUUUUUUCUUUGAACAUGAGUAAAGUUAUUGUUUGACUGAAACAUUGAGCCAUGAGAAGUUAUUCAAGUGAAACUGUGCUGUGAUUGACCUGCUGAUUCAGAUGAUUAAAAUGAUGAUUAUUAGGAAUAAAAUUCAAAAUGGUUAUAGGGUGAAGAUAUUUCUGCCCAAAAACUAUGGCAGGAUCCUCAGCUACACAGACUAAGCUUUAAUUUCACAAAGAUAAACAGCUGGUGAUGUCUGAAAAAACCCAAAAGUUAUUAGACAAGAAUUUAAAAAUCUUUUUUGCCAAGCAGUAGGCAAUUUUUUUUUUAAAGCUCUUAUUUUAUCUUUUUGAGAAACAGAUGCUUAACUCUGUUACUCAAAUGUAGUGCUACUAUGUGACCAUGUUCACCAUCUUUGUUUAAGAAAGAUAGGAAAGUUGAGAUGAUCAAAAGUUUCAAUUUGCAGAUGUGUUUUGGUGAUGAAUAAGGGUGAGUUAGGCCCUAAACUGCUUGACUACAUGAGCAGUUACAAAUAGAAAGCUGCUUGUACAUUAAACUUUAUCUGGGUAUAUUGAAACAAAAGGUAACAUAAGUGCGACACGUAGUGAGAUGUGAAUUGGUUAAAGAAAAAGUCCCAAGCUUCAAUUCCUUAAUGCUGUAUGUAUAGGUGACAUGCCUUAACAAUAGACCACAAGCAUUAUAUGUGUAUUCAACUGUUACACUUUUGAGUGUCUGUAGAUUUAGAUUGUUAAUGCUUGAUUUAUUCAGGACAGAUUCGGGAAACAAAAUACUCUCCUGAGAGCAAUGGUGAGGGGAAAAGAGUGACACAACAAUGCAGAGAUCAGUGGGUCAACGGCCUGAAGGAAACCAGGAAACAGAGCAUUUCCUUAAAGAGGCAGAAGCCUGGGAAAAAAAUAUUUGUAAGAAAUGUAAAGCAUUUUUAGGUGACAAAAAACCCAAUAUGUUGGCAUGUCUAGCUUUCCACAGAAACAACUUCUGAGAAUAAUAGCUUGGCUAAGGCAUGAAGAACACCAUUAUAUUUGUAAUAGCAACAGCCAUGUAAAGAAUGCUUCACAACCAGCACAUCAAGUCAAAAGAAUACAGCAGACUAAUGGCUCCUAUUUUGUUGUUUUUAAUGAGACAUUCCUCUCAAUCACAAAAACUGGACCUGCUUGUUAGAGUGCUCAGUUUGCAGACCAACAACUUAUUUACAGUAAAGUCACUAGUGAAAGGCUUGUUGCUGCAGUGAGCCUGUAAAAAAACAUUGUCAUAUACAUACAGUAUAGCAUAAAAAAUAUCAACAGUGGUUAUAAAUGGUGGUAGUGAUAAUACAAGCAUAACAAACAUAUUUAUGAAGGGAAAGGAUUUUUUUCCAAACUGCUUACAAAAAAGGACAGAGAUUUUUUGCUUGGCACAAAAAUGAGUUAGUUCAGCUGAAUCAAACAAAACUCAAAACGUAACCUCAAACAACAGGAUGCGCCAGUCAUCAGAACUACUGUGUACACACAUAGAUUCUCUCUCACACACACACACGCGCACACACACACACACACGCACGCACACACACAC
Messenger RNA from Seriola aureovittata, 5991 nucleotides. RefSeq names its product cadherin-related family member 5. Lineage: Eukaryota; Metazoa; Chordata; Actinopteri; Carangiformes; Carangidae. The coding region runs from base 1178 to 3805 and encodes 875 amino acids. The record is from RefSeq and is a predicted model, not a curated record. The transcript has 17 exons. Gene Ontology annotation, biological process: cell-cell junction assembly; homophilic cell-cell adhesion; multicellular organism development. Gene Ontology annotation, molecular function: cadherin binding; calcium ion binding. Gene Ontology annotation, cellular component: membrane; catenin complex; adherens junction.